AUGGCUCCUCGCGCACCCCCUCGCGGCAUCUACGCCCCCGUCGUGGCCUUCUUCCACGAAGACGAGACGCUGGACCUCGCGGCCCUCAAAACCCAUGUCGAGCGGCUCGCAAAGUCAGGCGUGGCCGGACUCGUGAUCCAGGGGUCCAACGGGGAGGCGCCGCAUCUGCUCCACUCAGAGAGGCAACAGGUCAUCGCGACGGCGGCCGAGGUGCUGAAGCAGCACGGCAAGUCCGACGCCGUCAUCAUCGCCGGCUGUGGCGCGCAGAGCACGCGCGAGACGGUCCAGCUCUGCACCGAAGCCAAGGAAUCGGGAGCGGACUACGCCCUCGUGCUGUCGCCGAGUUACUGGAGUACGUACUACGGGCCCCUUUCUUUCGUCUUUCCGCAGCAGAACGAAAAUACUAAUCGGUUCACAGCCGGGGCGAUGCAGAAACCCGUGAUCCAGCAGUUCUUCGAUGACGUCGCGACGGCCUCGCCCAUCCCCAUCCUCCUGUACAACUUCCCCGCCGUGACGUCGGGCAUCGACCUCGACUCAGACCUCAUCGCGGGGCUCGCGGCGUCCAACGCCAACAUCGUGGGCUGCAAGCUGACGUGCGGAAACCUGGGCAAGCUGCACCGCGUGGCACACGACGAGCGGAUCCCGAAACCCUUUGCGGCGUUCGCGGGCAAGUCGGACUUCUUCCUGCACGGCCUCGUGGCGGGCUCGCACGGCGUCAUCGCGGCGGCGGCCAACUUCACGCCAAAAGUGCACGUCAAGCUGCUGCAGCUCUACGACGAGGGCAAGCUCGCCGAGGCGCAGGAGCUGCAGACGAAGCUGAGCCAGGCGGACUGGGUGCUGGUGCAGCUGGGUGUCGCCGGGUUGAAGGCCGCGCUGGACAGGUAUUUCGGGUACGGAGGCGGCCGGAGCAGACGGCCUCUCGGCUUGGUUGCCAGCGCAAAGUUUGAGGGAGAGAAGGAUGCGGUGCUCAAGAGUCUGGUGGACUUGGAGAGUUCGCUGUGA
Colletotrichum destructivum is the source of this 1002-nucleotide messenger RNA. RefSeq names its product Putative aldolase-type TIM barrel. The transcript has a single exon. NCBI's taxonomy places the organism in Eukaryota, Fungi, Ascomycota, Sordariomycetes, Glomerellales, Glomerellaceae. Gene Ontology annotation, molecular function: 4-hydroxy-tetrahydrodipicolinate synthase activity. The record is from RefSeq and is a predicted model, not a curated record. The coding region runs from base 1 to 1002 and encodes 333 amino acids.